Molecule: messenger RNA, 1653 nt
Organism: Echinococcus granulosus
Lineage: Eukaryota; Metazoa; Platyhelminthes; Cestoda; Cyclophyllidea; Taeniidae
Product: Dual specificity mitogen-activated protein kinase kinase
Exons: 7
Coding region: 1-1653 (550 amino acids)
Biological process (GO): protein phosphorylation
Molecular function (GO): protein kinase activity; ATP binding
Source: RefSeq, a predicted model, not a curated record
AUGCCAAAAGCCCUCCCAGCCCUCUUUUCAAGCGCCACUCUGGGAUUGGUGUGCAAAGAUUGGUGCCGCGACUACCAGCUGAAGACUGAAAUGUCGGGUCUGACGGACAGCACGCCGGUAGGAGGAGGCGGCAGUAGCGGGGAUCACCUGGAGACCGGUGUGGAUCCAUCGAGACCGCCUACGGGGCCGCAGUCCCAGGCCUCAGGAUUACGAUUCGCAGGCAAACGGCAGGUGACUAUCCAGAACCUUGACCUCACCCCCCUACGACUGGACGAUCCCCCUUCCCAUCAUACCUCCGCCUCUUCCAACGCCAACACUAACCCCUCGUCGAAGCCUACUCGCGUCCGCCUCCCACCGCUCACCAGCAUCGGCGCUGCUGAAGCCUCCACCGGCAACUUCUCCGUCCUUCGACAUGAUCGCGGCGGGGCCAACAAACCUAAUGAUCGCAUGAGCACCGGACCUGUUGAUCUCGCUGCUGCUCAACGCCAACUCGAUGAUCAGCAAUUGGAUGACAGCCAGCGAGAGCGCAUUGAGGAAUUUCUGCGUUGCAAGAAGGACAUCCAUGAGUUGCACCCAGAAGACUUUACUAAGAUCUCCGAGCUGGGCUCAGGCAAUUGGGGUGUGGUUAGUCGUGUGCGCUACAACCGGACUAACAUCAUAAUGGCCAAGAAGACCAUUCGGUUGGACAUUAAGCAUGAAGUAGGUACGCAAAUACUCCGAGAACUUGAGAUUCUACACGACUGCGCAUCGCCUUACAUUAUCGGUUUCUAUGGUGCGUUCCUGGCUGAUGGGAACAUCAACAUAUGCAUGGAGUAUAUGGAUGGAGGGAGUUUGGACAUGGUGCUGAAGCACGCCGGUCGAAUGCCCGAGCCAAUUGUGUCCCGCAUUCUAUAUGCCGUUCUUUGUGGCCUUGAAUAUCUACGCAAACAGCUCAGCAUGAUUCACAGAGAUGUGAAGCCGUCGAACAUUCUGAUGCGUCGAAAUGGUGAGAUCAAGCUGUGCGAUUUCGGAGCGAGCGGCAAGUUGAUCGACUCGGUGGCGCACUCCUUUGUAGGCUCACGGUCCUAUAUGGCGCCAGAGCGCAUUUCUGGUCAGUCCUACAACACAUCCUCGGAUGUGUGGAGCCUUGGAUUGACUCUCAUAGAACUAGCCACUGGUCGCUAUCCUAUCCCCGCUAUUGAGAACGAAACCCAAUACUAUACCGGAUUUUCUAAUGAUCGGCAGACCAACCUGAAGGAACACAUUGCUGCUGCUCGGGAGGGACGAAAACUGCCGCCCGUAACGACACCGGAACAGGCACCAUUGUCUAUUUUCGAGCUGUUGGUGCUUAUUGUGGAGCAGCCGCUGCCCCGCCUGCCACGAACAUGCUUCAGUGACGAUUUCAUAGACCUCGUAGCUUCUUGCCUACGCACAGAGAGCGUAGAGCGACCGUCGCUGGAGGUGCUUCAACACCACGCCUUUGUCGCCACGGUGGCAGGUCUGGUACCCGCCGGAGCGAAUCGACGCAGCAGCAUUCGAUUCCGCGAUUUCUCCACCGCUGCUACUGCUCGUAAUGCACCUUGCGGCUCUCAAGACACUAAUGUCGAUUUGAAUAUGGACGAUAUCGCCUUCUACCUCUCUCACAUCUUACCACCUCAUGAUGGCAUCGGCUAG